Acipenser ruthenus (sterlet) is the source of this 3386-nucleotide messenger RNA. RefSeq names its product 1-acyl-sn-glycerol-3-phosphate acyltransferase gamma-like. NCBI's taxonomy places the organism in Eukaryota, Metazoa, Chordata, Actinopteri, Acipenseriformes, Acipenseridae. The coding region runs from base 749 to 1879 and encodes 376 amino acids. Gene Ontology annotation, molecular function: 1-acylglycerol-3-phosphate O-acyltransferase activity. Gene Ontology annotation, cellular component: endoplasmic reticulum; endomembrane system. The record is from RefSeq and is a predicted model, not a curated record. The transcript has 9 exons.
GUUAGUCAUGUAUAUAAAUAAGUAAACGCAGUACUUAGAGGUCAUGAUUCGGCGCGUUGAAUUCGUCUCCACCAGUUGUGAAAGCGCAGCAACAGGAAGCCGGAAGACAGCAGUACUGAAGCACAGAGCACGCAGAGCCUGAUGAAGCUGCCUGGUCACCAUGACAACUUACCACUCCCCGCAGUCACUCAAUGACGGCGUUACCGUGGUAACCGUGGUCUGUAAGGCGCCGGUGGAAAAGUUGCAGUGCAGCACUAUCGUUGGAGCAUGUUGUGACCAGUCAAACCACGAGCCGACACUGGUUAAAGUGGGCAGGAUACGUCUUUUAAAAGGUUGAACGUAGCUAAUGGAGGUCCAGGGCAGGAUCUUCCGAUGGAACGGUAACUGUGCUGGCUCUGUUGGAGCAGGGGAGGGGCGUCUGAUUGCAGGCGAGGAGUAAAGAGAGAUUCCGCAGCCAAAGCUUAAUGGUGGAUUUAAUAGAUUUAAAGUAGGGCAAUCGCUGACAACGUGAAUGUCGAUGUCUUGUCGAAGGAGCUUGAAAGUUUAGCAGAGGACCAAUCUUUCUGAAAAAGUUGCAGACAGGUUGAGUAAUGACGCUGCGCUUGAACGGCGCUGUUGCUGGAUGGAACAGGAAACACAAACGUUGGAGCUCUUGAAGCCGAAAAGAGACGCUGUCUGAAAAGAAGGAUCACCUGAGCAGGUCUGUUGUUCUAAGUGAGGGGCCGUGCAAACGCUAUUGAUAUCUAUCAUGGGUUUAUUUGCGUACCUGAAGACUCAGUUUAUUCUGCACCUGCUUAUCAGCUUUGUGUUCAUAGUGAGUGGACUAAUUAUAAACUUCAUUCAGCUAUGCACACUGGUUCUCUGGCCAAUAAACAAACAGCUCUACCGCAGGGUCAACUGCCGCCUUUCCUAUUCAUUGUGGAGCCAGCUUGUGAUGUUGCUAGAGUGGUGGGCGGGUACAGAAUGCACUCUGUUUACAGACAAGGCCACUGUGGACAAGUUAGGGAAAGAGCAUGUCAUCGUCAUCCUUAAUCACAAUUAUGAAAUAGAUUUCCUCUGUGGAUGGACUAUUUGUGAGCGGUUUGGAGUUUUGGGGAGUUCAAAAGUCCUUGCAAAGCAUGAGUUGUUGAAAGUGCCACUAAUUGGGUGGACCUGGUACUUCUUGGAAAUAGUUUUCUGUAAAAGGAGAUGGGAAGAAGACAAAGACACUGUCAUCCAGGGACUCAAAAACCUCUCAGACUAUCCUGAGUGCAUGUGGUUCCUCUUGUAUUGUGAAGGGACACGCUUUACAGAGAAAAAACACCAGAUCAGUAUGCAGGUCGCCGAAUCAAAGGGCCUUCCCAAGCUGAAGUAUCACUUACUGCCCAGAACAAAAGGAUUCACCACAACCAUGCAGUGUCUAAAAGGAACAGUUUCAGCUGUUUAUGAUGUGACCCUGAAUUUCAAAGACAAGAGGAAUCCCACCCUACUAGGCAUUCUACAUGGAAAGAAGUACGAGGCAGACAUGUCUGUCCGGAGGUUUCCAGUAGAAGACAUUCCCGAAGAUGAGAAAGAGUGUGCAAACUGGCUUCACAAACUCUAUCAGGAGAAGGAUGCUUUGCAGGAGCAUUAUGAGAAGGAUGGCUCUUUCCCUGGUCCACAGUUCAAACCCCCAAGGAGACCAUGGACUCUACUAAAUUUUUUCUUCUGGGCCACAGUUUUGCUUUCCCCACUUAUCAGCUUUGCUUUUGGUGUAUUUGUAAGCGGCUCCCCCCUCCUUAUCAUCGGGUUUCUGCUGUUUAUUGGAAUAGCAUGCUUUGCUGUCAGGCGGCUAAUAGGAGUGACUGAAAUUGGAAAGGGCUCCAGUUACGGGAACCAGGAAUUCAAGAAAAAGAAUUAAUUUUCUGCCUCUAGUUAAAACAAAAUGUCCAAUGACCUUCACUGGGGGGCGGGGCGGGGCGGGGCGGGGGGGGGGGGGGGGGGACAACAUCUAAAAUCACCAGAAAUACCGUCCGAAGAAACCAACUAAGGAGUGUAACCAGGUUGGAACGCCUGACAGCCAGUUUGAUUUCAGGUCAAAAGAAAACAACACCAACAAAAAAUGAUUGUCUUUUUUAAACCCAUUUAAUCGAAUUUGUAUUCCAAAUCUAAACUUAAAUACUGGAUGUAGGGUUCUGUUUUAAUUGUUAUAACCGAAUAAUGUAAAAUGUUGUCAGUUAGAUUUUUUUUAAUCACCCAGAGUGACUCUUUCUGUGGAAAAUGAAAGGCUUCUAUCCUUUUAAAGUGUGGUGUAAAGCUGGAUCUGGUCAAGUACAGGGGCACAAUAAAGGUAUUUCUGAAUACUCAGACAGCUUAUCAUUAAGAGAGAGAGAGAAAAUGUGUGUUCCUUACGGUUCUGUUACUGCAUUGAUACUUAGGAACACAUUGCUUUACUUUUUCAUGUUCAAGAACAAAUAUCCUCUGUCCUUUUUACUAAAUUAACAUGUUUCUGUCUGUGACUUGAGAGUCAUUAAAAAUAUAUCUCUUUGUUGUCAUUAAACCAAACCCUAAGCCAAACAUAAUGUGGUUGUCCUUGGAUUACUUCUCACUCUAAGGUUUAAAUCUAUGGUAAAGACAAAUAUAUCUGUUGUUUUGGAUAAAAAUGGUUAAAUUUUAGAUAAAAUGUAGGGUUGCAUUUAACAUACACCCUGGCUACGUGCCAGCAUUGGAGAUAAGUAGUGGUUUGCCUGUGGAUUCUUUAAUAUAGUUGGUAGUAAGCCUCUCUCCUGCUAGCCCUAUGGCUGUAAUGAUCAUUGAUUCAAGCCCAAGUUUGGCUAGCCUUUUCCCAGUGUCUUGUAUUAGACUUGCAUCCAGACUGAGACAGCCCCUGCCAGGUAUAGAACUCCAUGGCAUCCCUAUGUGGCCAUGGUCACUUAUACAUUUGGGUGGUAUUCCUCUAGUGCUCAGAAAUCCAAAUAAAAAAUUCACAAAGCUCCCAAUUUAUCAUUUAGCCAUUUGCAUCUAUAUUUGACAUAGAAACCCUUCAUUUGUACACAGAAUGGUCAUGUUUGUGUGAAGACUUACAUUGGCAUAGGAACGUUACAACUCUUUAAACACAUUAAAAACUCACUGGGUCUGAUUUUUCCAGCUCUGAGGCAUUUUUGUAAAUUUGUCCACAGUUGAAUCUAUAGUCCUGGCCCUUGUAUCCAGCACAGAAUCUUCAGGUUUAAAUUUGUGCAUGGAAUAAAAUGUUUUCAGAAGCCUGUUGAUAAACAGAAACUAAUCUUGCCGACUGCUGACACAUUAAAUGUGAAAUGGAAAUCUGCAGAAAUGGUGUUAACUCCAAAGCCAGAGUGUGAUGUGUAUCCCCAGUAGUGUAAAAUAUUGUAGCUAAAUAAUUGUCAGUAAUAAAAGCAAAAUUGAAAAUA